AAAAAGCCCUUUGUUUUCUUUCUUUUUGAAAGCAACGUUAAAAAAGACCUUGCUCUGCAAAACGAUCUUCCUCUUCUGCAAAAUCUUCAUUUCUUCUCCCCAUUUCAUAUUCUUUCUUCUUUGCUCUGAUUAUCUCAUUGCACAUGGCUUUUCAAUCACUGGUCUUCAUGUAAUCAUUUUACCCAUCUUCUUUUUUUCAACCCAAUUCCCUUUCUUUGAAAAACCACCAUUCUCUGCAACUAUAUCCCUUUGCCACUAUUAGAAGUUCAACCACAAGAGGAAACACAUAGAGUGGGUUUUUUUUGUUAUUACUCUUCUGGGGUUUUGUUUUAAUGGGAGGUGAGCAAAAAUGGGGGGCUAUAGCGCCGGCGUUGCCGGCGGUAUCACCGUUAAACCCAGAAAGAGAGGAGUAUUGGAGCCGUUUUGACGAUUCGGUAAAUGCGGUGUCGUUUGGGUUUGUAGCUACUGCGAUUCUCAUCUCUAUGUUCCUUGUUAUGGCAAUUUUUGAGAGGUUUUUAAGACCCAGGUCGCCGGCGGCCAUCGGACGGCCGCCUUCUGAUCUUGAAGCACAGAUGGUGUUUGAUGGAAAGCCUCGUUACCCAUCUCCUAAGAUGACCGUUUAUGCUCGAGGAGUGUCGGUAUUGAUGCCAGGUGAAGAAAUUCCUACCUACAUUGCUCACCCAGCUCCGGCACCUUGUCCUCCAGAACCCAUUUUGAAGCCUCUACAUCAACAUAGCUUGAGCAUGUGUCCAUCAUCAAGCUCCAACAUCAGUUGACCUGAAAAAUAACAUCACUAUAGAACAAAGGGUCACCCCACACUUGGAAUCAAUUUCAGCUUAUUCUGACUUGCAACUUGACAUUCUAAAGUUGAAAACAUGGUGAAUGAAAGUCACAUCAACUUCAGUCUCUAACUUCAGUAUGUAUAGAGGCCCCUGUAGGUUAUAUUUGAUGAUGUGGAUUUGGGUCUUCUCUUGCCCCCACCUAAUGAAAAGAGAGGAUGAAAAUGAAUGAUUGUUGCAAGCUGGGUCAGCUACUGUAAUCCAUGAUUAGUUCCGUGAUUGUUAUGUUCAUAAUGAAUCCCAUUCCUCUUUCA
This is a messenger RNA of Cucumis melo (muskmelon), 1093 nucleotides long. RefSeq lists its product as uncharacterized. The record is from RefSeq and is a predicted model, not a curated record. The coding region runs from base 333 to 776 and encodes 147 amino acids. Lineage: Eukaryota; Viridiplantae; Streptophyta; Magnoliopsida; Cucurbitales; Cucurbitaceae. The transcript has 2 exons.